Molecule: messenger RNA, 3666 nt
Organism: Chenopodium quinoa (quinoa)
Lineage: Eukaryota; Viridiplantae; Streptophyta; Magnoliopsida; Caryophyllales; Amaranthaceae
Product: monosaccharide-sensing protein 2-like
Exons: 13
Coding region: 456-3179 (907 amino acids)
Biological process (GO): transmembrane transport
Cellular component (GO): membrane
Molecular function (GO): myo-inositol:proton symporter activity
Source: RefSeq, a predicted model, not a curated record
UCUACACCGACUUCCCUCUCUCAACAGCUCUCUGUUUUCAUCUCAAAAGGAAAAGGGUCAAAGCAUUUAUUUUAGGGGAAACAUGGAGAGAGAAAACUUCAGCAACUCAAGACCACCGAUCGACGAUGGGGCUUCGAUUCUUCUCGGCGUCUGAGGUUGUGGAAAAUGAGUUUCCGAUCGUCACAUUAAUCAGAAAUGGGUGAGGAGGCUACUAAAGUUGUUGUAUCGGAGUCGGUUUUGAAAAAGCAGAAGAGGGAGGAAGCAUGGGCUUUGGCCAAGGAGGAUCAGGAUGGUCAGAAGAAGAAGAGAGUUGAAAUCAGGAAGCUGAUCUUUAAGAGGGCUGAGCGGUACGCUAAGGAAUACGCAAACAAGGAGAGGGAAUUGCUCUGUCUCAAAAGGGAGACUUGUUUAUUGUAUGCUUAUUUGUUUGUUGUUUUUCAUCUAAUUUCUGUUGAAUGGAACAUUGGAACUGUACUAAAUCCAUUUGUGCCAUCUGUGCUGAAGGAAACUUUAAUUUAGUGACAUCUCAUUCUGGCAUGGUGGAGAACUAUGAGGAACACAGUGGUGAUGUAUAUGAUGAUUGUUUGAUCAAAUUGAGGGUUAAUCCUAAAAGAAGACGGGAUAAAGUUUAUGUUGGUUGUGGAGCUGGCUUUAGUGGUGACAGGCCAAUGGCAGCUUUUAAGUUGCUUCAAAGUGUGAACGAGCUUAACUAUAUUGUACUUGAGUGUCUUGCUGAGCGCACUCUAGCUGACCGGUACAAGGCGAUGAUAUAUGGGGGAGAUGGUUAUGACCCACGCAUUUCGGAGUGGAUGCACUUGCUUUUACCUCUGGCUGUGGAAAGGGGAACAUGCAGAAUUACAAAUAUGGGUGCAAUGGAUCCAAUUGGUGCUCAGAUAAAGGUGCUUGAAAUUGCAAACAGCCUGGGGCUUAGUAUAACAGUUGUUGUUGCACAUGAAGUUGCCUUCAAAGAUCUAGGUUAUAGGGUGCAAUUUAUAGCAAGCAAGAUGAGAGGAGCAGUAUUUGCAGCAUUAGCUGCUACAAUGGGCAACUUGUUGCAAGGGUGGGACAAUGCAACUAUUGCAGGGGCUCUAAUAUACAUCAAGAGGGAAUUCAACCUUGAAACACAACCAACAUUGGAGGGGCUUAUUGUGGCCAUGUCUCUUAUUGGAGCCACAGUUAUCACGACGUUCUCAGGUCCCGUUUCAGAUUCAGUUGGGCGCCGGCCUAUGCUGAUAGUCUCAUCAUUGUUGUACUGUCUUGGUGGUGUUGUUAUGCUAUGGUCUCCCAAUGUAUAUGUCUUGCUCUUGGGUAGGCUGUUGGAUGGAUUUGGAGUUGGUUUAGCAGUUACUCUUGUGCCAGUCUAUAUAUCAGAAACUGCACCCCCGGAGAUCAGAGGACAGUUGAAUACCCUCCCACAGUUCACUGGUUCAGGAGGGAUGUUCUUGUCUUACUGUAUGGUAUUUGGCAUGUCUUUGAUGGAUGCACCGAGUUGGAGAUUGAUGCUCGGUGUAUUAUCAAUUCCAUCCCUUUUGUACUUUAUCUUGACGGUAUUUUACUUGCCUGAGUCUCCUAGGUGGUUAGUCAGCAAAGGGAAGAUGAAUGAGGCUAAGAAAGUCUUACAAAAAUUACGCGGCAGAGAAGAUGUCACUGGUGAGUUGGCACUGCUUAUAGAAGGACUUGGAACUGGAGUUGAUACUUCCAUUGAAGAGUAUGUGAUGGGCCCAGCAAAUGAUGAGGAAGCCACCACAGAUAAGGAUCAAAUCAAACUAUACGGUGCUGAGCAUGGCCAAUCUUGGAUUGCCAAACCAGUCACAGGACAAAGCACGCUUGGCAUGGUUUCUCGUUAUGGAAGCAUGGCCAACCAGGGAAGUAUGGCUAACAUGAUGGAUCCUCUCGUCACUUUGUUUGGAAGUGUACACGAGAAGCUGCCCCAGACAGGAAGCAUGAGGAGUGCAAUAUUCCCAAACUUUGGGAGCAUGUUCAAUACUGCUGCUGAUGAUAAUGGUAGAGAUGAAAAUUGGGAGGUUGAGAGCCGAGGUGAGGAUACAUCUUCUGAUGUUGGCCAUGAUGACUCUGAUGAUAAUCUGAGGAGUCCAUUGCUUUCACCUCAUGCCUCUGGUGUUGCUCCUCCAUCAAAUGGCAGCAUGCUGAUGCAAAGUGGUGAACUAGUCAACAGUACAGGUAUCGGUGGAGGUUGGCAGCUUGCAUACAAGAAAGCACAAGAUGGAACAGGCGAAUGGAAAAGGGUUUAUCUUCACCAAGAAGCUGGCAUGGGGUCUAUGCGUGGGUCCAUGCGUGGAUCUAUGCGUGGAUCAGUCGUUUCACUACCUCCAUCUGAUCUUCUUGAUGGUCAGCUUAUCCAGGCUGCUGGUCUUGUGAGUCAGUCUACCCUCAACAUCAAAGAUUUCAAGGGAGAGUCUCCCCUUGAGGAUGGUAAUGUACAGCCUUCAGCAGCUGCUACUAAAGGGCAGAGCUGGAGGGAGCUUCUCGAACCAGGAGUUAAGCGAGCAUUGAUUGUUGGUAUGGGAAUGCAGAUACUUCAGCAGUUCUCUGGGAUCAAUGGAGUUCUCUACUACACCCCUCAGAUUCUCUCACAAGCAGGAGUGGAUGUUCUCCUAUCAAGAUUGGGGAUUGGUUCAGACUCCGCUUCCCUCCUGAUUAGUGGGUUGACAACAUUGUUGAUGCUUCCUAGCAUAGGCCUUGCUAUGAGGUUGAUGGAUAUCUCUGGAAGAAGGUUUCUUCUGUUAAAUACACUCCCCGUCUUGAUUGGAUCACUGAUUGUUCUAGUUCUUUCCAAUGUUAUCGAAAUGGGAACUGUCUUACACGCAACAUUAUCUACUAUUAGUGUCGUUGUCUACUUCUGCUGCUUUGUCAUGGGAUUUGGUCCAAUCCCCAACAUCCUGUGCUCCGAAAUCUUCCCUACUAGAGUCCGUGGGAUUUGCAUUGCCAUAUGCUCUCUUACCUUUUGGUUUGGAGACAUCAUUGUCACAUACUCUCUCCCUGGUUUGCUCUCCUCUAUAGGCCUUGCAGGAGUCUUUGGCAUCUAUGCCAUAGUUUGCACCAUUUCUUGGUUCUUUGUUUACAUGAAGGUACCCGAAACAAAGGGCAUGCCCCUAGAAGUCAUCAGCGAGUUCUUCAACGUGGGAGCAAGGCAAGCUGAAGCUGAGAAAGAUAUGUGAGUUUUGUAAUAUUCAGAGUUUUGAUUUGCUCAUUGCUUCAGGCCCUCGAAGUAGAUGCCUGAAAGAAGUCAGUAAUGACGAGUCUGAUCAACCGUGAAAAAUGGAGAAGAAAGGAGAACCUAACAUUUUUUGCAAUACAAACUUGAUGCUGUUGCAUCAGUCAAAGAAAAAGGUUACUGUGGGUGAUUACACUACUCCAGUCACCCCUUCUCCUAAAAACAAUAGUUCUCGGCGAUUGGAUUUGCAGUUUUGUUCUGUUUAUUGAUAGUGUAAUGUGUAAUUUCUAUCAUUAGUUUAUUUGAUUGUCUAAUUUAUUUCUCUUUAUCCAUUAACAUUGUUACCUGGUUACAAUAUGGAGAAAUGGUUAGCUUUUACUUUAACCUUUUGAAUCCUAGGACCAUGUUAGUUUCUUGAAACACCUCACAUAAAUCAAGAAGGAAGAGGUUACUUUGAAUGUUCAAAGACAUGAAGUUUCCUUUACUUUUCA